Messenger RNA from Penaeus vannamei (Pacific white shrimp), 3185 nucleotides. The record is from RefSeq and is a predicted model, not a curated record. Lineage: Eukaryota; Metazoa; Arthropoda; Malacostraca; Decapoda; Penaeidae.
GAUUGUACUGCGCCAAGAACUCGAGACCAAAAAUGCCAGUCUUCUUGAGGAAAGAGCAGAACUCAUGAAUGCUCUUGAUUCUUCAAAGGGCGGUAUGUCCGAAUUCAUGGAAAAGCAAGCUAAGCUUCAGGCGCAGAAGUCAGAACUAGAAGCUCAGUUAAAUGAUAUGUUAGAGCGAGUGCGAAAGGAAGAAGAAGCCUCUGGCCAGCUGAGUAAUGGCAAGAAGAAGUGUGAACAAGAAUUUGCAAACCUGAAAAAGGACCUUGAGGACCUCGAACUUGCCGUCCAGAAGGGCGACCAAGAUAAGGCCACCAAGGAACAACAAAUCCAGAACCUUAAAGAAGAGAUUGCUCACCAGGAGGAACUCAUCACCAAGGUUAACAAGGAAAAGAAACACCUUCAGGAAUGCAAUCAUAAGACUGCCGAGGAUGUCCAGUGCAUUGAGGACAAGUGCAACCACCUUAGCAAGAUGAAGACUAAGUUGGAAUCCACUCUUGACGAACUCGAGGAUUCUCUUGAGCGUGAGAAGAAGCUUCGCAGUGAAGUUGAGAAAUCAAAGAGGAAAGUUGAGGGUGACCUUAGGCUUACCCAAGAGGCUGUCUCUGAUCUGGAACGCAACUACAAGGAGCUUGAAGUAGCCGUUGAGCGCAAAGAUAAGGAACUUUCAGCUCUCACCGCCAAAAUUGAGGAUGAACAGGCUCUUGUAUACAGGGACCAGAGGCAGGUUAAGGAACUACAGGCUCGCCUCGAGGAGCUCGAGGAAGACGUUGAACAUGAGCGUCAAGCGCGUAGCAAGGCUGAGAAGGCCAAGAACCUUCUUUCUCGUGAAGUUGGAGAUCUUGCCGAGAGACUGGACGAGGCUGGCGGCGCCACGGCCACUCAGAUCGAGAUCAACAAGAAGCGCGAGAGUGAACUGGCUAAGGUUCGCCGGGAGCUCGAGGAAUCCAGUCUUCAGCACGAAUCUGGUCUUGCUGCUCUCCGUAAGAAGCACAACGACGCUGUUGCAGAGAUGUCUGAGCAGAUCGACUACCUGAACAAGAUGAAGGCCAGAACAGAGAAGGAUAAGGACGCGAUGAAGCGUGAUGCUGAAGAUGCUAGGGCUUCAAUGGAUGCACUUUCUCGUGAUAAGAUUGCUGCUGAGAAAACUACUAAGCAGCUUCAGCACCAGUAUGGUGAUCUCUGUGCUAAGCUUGAUGAGGUCAACCGUACAUUGAGUGACUUUGAUGCUGCCAAGAAGAAGCUCGCCUGUGAAAAUGGUGACCUUGUUCGUCAGCUGGAAGAAGCAGAGAACCAAGUUGGCCAACUUUCAAGGCUUAAGCUUUCCCUCACCAACCAGUUGGACGAUAGCAGGAAGCUGUGUGAUGAAGAAAGUAGGGCUCGCGCUACCCUCCUGGGUAAGUUCCGCAACUUGGAGCGGGAUAUCGAAGCCCUUCGUGAGCAACUGGAUGAAGAGAGCGAAGCCAAGGGAGACGUUCUUCGCAUGCUCUCCAAGGCCAAUGCUGAAGCUCUCAUGUGGCGCUCCAAGUAUGAUUCUGAGGGUGUUGCUCGUGUAGAAGAAAUUGAAGCUUCUCGCAUGAAGCUCGCUGCUCGUCUCGAGGAAGCUGAAAUGCAGAUCGAGUCUCUCAAUGUCAGAAAUCUUCAUCUGGAGAAGACCAAGAUGCGUGCUGCUGCAGAGCUGGACGAUCUGCAGGUUGCCGCUGAGCGUGCACAAAACUUAGCUAAUGCCGCCGAGAAGAAGCAAAAGAACUUUGAUAAGAUUAUUUCUGAAUGGAAGAUGAAGGUCGACGACCUUGCAGUGGAACUUGAUGCCUCUCAGAAGGAAUGCCGCAAUUACUCCACUGAGCAUUUCCGUCUCAAGGCUGCAUACGAGGAAAAUAUUGAACAACUUGACAGCAUCCGCCGUGAAAACAAGAACCUAAAUGAUGAAUCUAAAGACCUGAUGGACCAGAUCGGCGAGGGAGGUCGAGCAUAUCACGAAGCCCAAAAGAGUUGCAGACGUCUAGAACUCGAGAAGGAGGAACUUCAGGCUGCCCUUGAAGAAGCUGAAGCAGCUCUCGAACAGGAAGAGAAUAAGGUCCUUCGAACACAGCUUGAGCUCAGCCAAGUCAGGCAAGAGGUUGACAGACGUGUUCAGGAGAAGGAAGAAGAGUUUGACAAUACUCGUAAGUGUCACCAGAGAGCCAUCGACUCCAUGCAAGCUUCCCUUGAGGUUGAAGCCAAGGGUAAGGCUGAGGCUCUUCGCUUGAAGAAGAAGCUCGAGUCCGACAUCAACGAGCUCGAGAUUGCCCUUGACCACGCCAAUAAGGCCAACUCUGAUCUUCACAAACACUAUAAGAAGACCCUGGAUGACGUUAAGGAUAUGGAGGCUCGUGUUAAGGAAGAGCAGCGCCUUGCUUCUGAAUACCGUGAACAGUAUGGCAUUGCUGAACGCCGCUUCAACGCCCUUCACGGAGAGCUGGAAGAAUCCCGCACUCUCCUGGAACAGUCUGACCGCGGCCGCCGCCAUGCCGAGUCCGAGCUCAACGAUGCACGUGAACAAAUCAACACCUUCACCAGCCAGAAUGCAGCUCUUUCUGCCUCCAAGAGGAAGCUCGAAGGCGAAAUGCAAACCCUGCAGGCCGACCUGGAAGAGAUGCUCAGUGAAGCAAAGAAUUCUGAGGAGAAGGCGAAGAAGGCCAUGUUAGAUGCUGCUCGUCUGGCCGAUGAGCUCCGCUCUGAGCAGGAGCACGCUUUGGCCCAGGAGAAGAUGCGUAAGGGCUUGGAAGUUACCGUCAAGGACCUCCAGACCCGCCUUGAAGAGACCGAGAGCGCAGCCAUGAAGACUGGCAAGAAGGCGAUCAGCAACCUCGAAUCUCGUAUCCGUGAGCUCGAGGCUUCUCUGGACGAUGAGACUCGUCGCCAUGCAGACUCUCAGAAGAACCUGAGGAAGUGCGAGAGGCGCAUCAAGGAGCUGGCCUUCCAGGGUGAUGAGGACAAGAAGAACCACGACAGGAUGCAGGACCUCGUCGAUAAGCUCCAGCAGAAGAUCAAGACCUACAAGCGCCAGAUCGAGGAGGCUGAGGAGAUCGCCGCCCUCAACCUGGCCAAGUUCCGCAAGGCUCAACAGGAGCUUGAGGAAGCUGAUGUGUCUAUUUCUGUCAUUUAAGUACAAGCGAAAUACGAAUCCUGUUUCCCGAUCCUAAUAA